UUUUUUUUCAAAGUUACAGUCAUGGUAUCGUCAGCGUCCUCUGCCUCUUCUUCGCCUACGCCUGAGCCAGCACCGAAGAAAGCGGCUAAGAAAUCUAUCAAAGACAAAGGGAAAAGCAAGGCCCGUGUUGACGAACACGGGAAGAACGAGGGCACUGAUCCCAACUGGGCAUACGAACCACCAGAAGGAGCCGUCCUGCAAGAGAAUCCAGACAGCGGGGAAUUUGAUUGGGACUCUUUAAAUGAUGACGGGGAACUGGAAUUAUGGCUUAUACGCGUCCCAGAGAACUUGAAGACCAAAUAUCUAGAGAACGUCACUAUUGAAAUGCCGCGGGGUUCUUUGAGCGCAAAUAUAGGCAGAGUGUCCCGCAAAUCCCAUUCUUACGAUAUUUGGAAUGUUGGCAACGACGAUGACAGGCCUGUCGGUGGGGACGAAGUUUGUGACCUGGAAUGUCUUCUUCCCCGGAAAAGUAAAAAAGACGAUAUGUAUAUUGCUCCCCGGUCCAUAGCGCGUCGUUUGGUAAUUUCAGAACAAUCUGCAGUACCUAUGACGCCAGAAAACCAACCGAGUGAACCAUACAAAAAUCCACCUCGCCCAUCAUACCCGAAGGAACUGCUGAAACACUCCUUCAAACCAUAUGGCUCCAGCUCGAAACAGCCUCCUGCUGAUGACGCGAUGGUGCUCGACGAACAAGAGGUGCAGGAAGCGGCGAAGCAAGCAAAGGGUAAAAAACGAAAGGAUGAUGGUACAGGAGAGACGAAGAAAGCGAAAAAAUCAAAGAAAUAAUCGUCACCUUGUUGCGUACGAAUGCCAUCAUACUAAGACAAAUCGGUGACCAUGAAUGUGAAUUAUACACCGCGUUUCCGCU
This is a messenger RNA of Guyanagaster necrorhizus, 868 nucleotides long. RefSeq lists its product as uncharacterized. The transcript has 3 exons. Gene Ontology annotation, biological process: transcription by RNA polymerase I. The record is from RefSeq and is a predicted model, not a curated record. NCBI's taxonomy places the organism in Eukaryota, Fungi, Basidiomycota, Agaricomycetes, Agaricales, Physalacriaceae. The coding region runs from base 22 to 786 and encodes 254 amino acids.